This is a messenger RNA of Paralichthys olivaceus (Japanese flounder), 2815 nucleotides long. RefSeq names its product MTSS I-BAR domain containing 1 (gene mtss1). The record is from RefSeq and is a predicted model, not a curated record. Gene Ontology annotation, cellular component: actin cytoskeleton; cytoplasmic side of plasma membrane. Gene Ontology annotation, biological process: plasma membrane organization; cell projection assembly. Gene Ontology annotation, molecular function: phospholipid binding; actin binding. Lineage: Eukaryota; Metazoa; Chordata; Actinopteri; Pleuronectiformes; Paralichthyidae.
CGUGGUCCGGAUGUCAGCGGGUCAGUGUGUGUAGCUUGUCGCGGGGAUCGAACCCUCAGUCGCUCCAGGUCGAAGCUCCCGUUGGAAGUAACCGGAGAGAAGCGUCCUGCCGUCGGAUCAACUCACUGGAAAACAGCGCGGUACCGCUCGGACACUCUGCCGGAGAACACGCACCGGGAGCGGGUUUAGAUCCGAGCCGGAGCCCGGAGGAGAGCAGGAGGGGAAAGCGGGUCAGAGGAUCACUGAUCGAUCCCUCAGUGUGUGUGUGUGAGCGUGCGUCUUCGCUUGGAAACACACACACACACACACACACACACACAGUCACAGGUUGCUAGCGGAGUUGACGCUAACCGAGCUAGCCACGUUAGCUCCCCGCGGUUAGCCGUGCUCUCCACCGUUUGUCCACCGGGACUAAAACCCCCACCGGAGCCCCGGAGCUCGAGGCACCAGAAGCGGCCGGACUCCCCCCACACAGCCUGCUCCACACACCGGGCCACGAUGUGGUGUUUUUCGGGACGUGUAUCCCGCUGGCCGGCUGCUAGCAUCGGCUGACCGAGAGCCCGACGCCUGGUCCGCGGACAUGGAUUCUCCUCCCGGGUUGAAUUCGUCUCCGGUUGUUUUUAAAGCUGGACUUCGCUCUCACGCGGGUUAAAGCUCCGGUCCUCCCCCCGAGCUCCGUCUCAUUCUGUCGGAGGAGCAUCGACCUAAAACCUGCCUGGAUCGUUUUUAUUUUUUCUGUUUUUUUAAGGAGGAGGAGGAGGUAAAAGAGGAAGACCAAAAAAAAAAAAAAAAAAAAAAAAAGUUUGGGAGAAGUUGAGGAUUUUUUCCCCGAGCCUGUGGAAACAUGGAUGCGGGUAUCGAGAAGGAAUGCAGCGCCCUGGGAGGGCUCUUCCAGCUCAUCAUGACCGACAUGAAGGCCAGUUAUCCGACAUGGGAGGACUUUGUAACCAAAGGAGCCAAACUGCAGUCACAGCUCAGGACAACCAUCGUGGUAACUGGAGCCUUCCUGGAUGCUUUUCAGAAGGUGGCAGAUAUGGCAACCGGGACCAGAGGUGCCACGAAGGAGAUUGGCUCAGCGCUAACCAGGAUGUGUAUGAGACACCGCAGCAUCGAGUCCAAACUCAAACUGUUCACUACAGCUCUCUCAGAAAGUCUCAUCACUCCACUGGAGUUGAAGAUGGAGGAGUGGAAAAAAGUGGCCAGUCAGCUGGACAAAGAUCACGCCAAAGAGUAUAAAAAGGCCAGGGCAGACAUCAAGAAGAAAUCGUCAGACACCAUCAAACUGCAGAAGAAGGUGAAAAAAGGGAAGGACGAGGCGCGGGGACAGCUGGACAGUGCACUGCAGGACGUCAACGUGCGCUACGCUGUCCUGGAGGAAACAGAGAAGAGAGCCGUGUGCAGGGCGCUGAUAGAGGAAAGAUCUCGCUACUGCAACUUUGUCACCAUGCUGAAACCUGUCCUGGACCACGAGAUCAACAUGCUGGGAGAGGUGACCCACCUUCAGACCAUCCUGGGAGAUCUGAUGAACCUGACAGCUGAGCCCAAUAAACUUCCUCCAGCCAGCGAGCAGGUCAUUUCAGAUCUGAAGGGUUCUGAUUUCAACUACACCUACCAGACACCUCCAGCUUCUCCAAGCAGCACAAUGUCCAGGAAGAGCAGCAUCAGCAGUAACUACCAGUCUGGAUCUAUGAGACACGUUCCCUCAUUGGACUCCAUCAGCUGUGCUGUGGAUGGAGUCCACAUCCAGGACACGAUGGGAUCCAACAACCAGAUGGCUGCUGGGGGAAGCAGAGGGCCGGAGAACGGGCUGUUGGCUCCACCGCACAACGUCUAUGCACAUCAUGGAGAGAGAACACGAGCCAUGUCUGCGUCUGGGAAGUCUUGCUCGGCCCGAGAUCAGCUGGCGUUGACUCUGGGUGCGUUGAAUUCGGACGCCCCAAGAAGCAGCCGGGACUCUCUGCACUGCUCCAGCGGCUACAGCACUCAGACCACCACCCCGUCCUGUUCCGAGGACACCAUACACUCACACACUGUAAAGAGAGAUCCUCCCCUCUAUGUCGACUACGAGUGCAUCUCUCUCCACGGAGACGCCGACUCCAUCUCCUUACAUCACCUGUCCCACGGAAACAGCCAGUCAGACUUUGACAAGUCCUCGACCAUCCCGAGGAACUCUGACCUCAGUUUACAGUACAGGAAGUUCGCUCAGUCCAAACGCCCUGCCUCCACCGUCAGCCUGUUGGCCGACCCGGAAAUGAUUGGCGGGUCUGUCCGCCAGCUGCCGUCCCACACGGCCACCAUCAGACGCAAGCCGUCGUCCAAGCCGACGUAUCGCAGGGGAACAAUCAGCGGAGGGGUGCCCAUCCCCAUCAGCACUCCGCAGGUCCCCCUGAAAGCCGUCGGAGGAAGCGGCGGAAGCGAUGAGAAUGUUUUCACAGCGCCCCCUGCUGGAGUAGCAGGAGGCUUAGGUCGCAGCAAACUCUGCACGUCCACGCAGAGCCUCAGCGCCUUACCGCCCUCCUCCUCCCCUUACUACCAGCUGGUCCCAGGCCAGAUGCCCAUCCCGGUGCCUGUUCCCACUGUACCUUCCCUGCCAGCAGAGGGCAGCGGCACCAGACAGCAGCAACAGAGACAGUACCAGCAGCAGCAGCAUCCGCACACCCAACAACUCCAGAUUCAGCAGCAGCAGCAAUAUUAUCAGCAGCAGCAGCUUCAGCAGCAGCAGCUUCAGCAGCGUUACACAGAGGUGUUGCGACCUUACCAGGCCGUCAGAAAAUACUACCAGGAGCUCAGGACACGUCGUUCCAGUUCCAGUUGA